This is a messenger RNA of Gastrolobium bilobum, 1611 nucleotides long. RefSeq lists its product as uncharacterized. Bases 341 to 1285 code for a protein of 314 amino acids. The transcript is spliced from 3 exons. NCBI's taxonomy places the organism in Eukaryota, Viridiplantae, Streptophyta, Magnoliopsida, Fabales, Fabaceae. The record is from RefSeq and is a predicted model, not a curated record.
UCUCACCUCAACUCAACCUCGCACUUCUUCACCUUCUACGUUAUCCUCUUCCGACACCGAAACGCGUCGUCGUUUUAUACUCUUCGAUCCACAUUCCUCCUACUCCAACCCUAACUUCUCAGAUCACCAUCCUCUUCUAAACAAAAACCCUAAAAUUUUCAUUUCUUUAUAUCUUUAUUUUCCCGAUCUUGUCCCUUCACUGGAACUCUUCGUCUUCGUCUUUCUCGUGAUUUCACUGUGGGAAUUCGAUUACGGUAACCAAACCAAAAAUUAAAAAAAAAUAAUUAAAUUAAAUUGAAAAGAAAGAAAGGUUUUAGGUUGUUCUGAGCUGGGAUUGAAAAUGGUGGGAGGAGGAGGAAGCAGGAAGGAUGAGGUUCCGGUGAUAAACAGUACCAACGUCUUUGCAGCGCUCGGGAGCUUGAAGAAGAAGAAGAAGAAGCCCGAGAAGGAGCAGGGCUCGUCCAAGACCGGAGGCGAAGAGACCGAGAAGAAGGAUGUUUUCUGGGCUCCGGCGCCGCUCACGGUGAAGUCCUGGGCUGAUGUCGACGAUGAAGAUGAUGACGACUAUUACGCCACCACGGCUCCUCCUCAAUCCGUUUGGGGCGCUCCGUCUUCUGAGACCGCGACUGAACGCGACGCCGCUCCAGAGGAAAGUGAGAGUGAGUUAGAAGGUCUCGAUGAUGUUGAAGAUGAUGCUGAGGAUGAACAUGAAAAUGACUUAGAAAUGCCAGCAGAAGCUGAGCCUGUUCUUCAAAAGCCUCAUGAGCCGUCACUGGUUACCAAAGAAACUGAAAGACAACUUUCAAAGAAGGAAUUGAAGAAAAAAGGGCUUGAAGAGCUUGAAGCUGUUUUGGCUGAGCUAGGAUACCCACAAACUGAACGCAGUGGCCAGGAUGAUUCCCAUGGUGCAGAGAAGAAAGAAGAGGAUCGCAACGGUGAGGUGGAAAAGAAGGAGAAUGCUGCUGGGGAAAGCAAAAAUGCAAGAAAGAAGAAGAAGAAGGAUAAGUCUUCCAAGGAGCAGAAAGAAUCACAAGACCAGCCUGAUGGUGCGGAUGUUGGAAAUACAACAUCUGAAGCUGCUGAAACGGAAAAGGCUGAGGAUGUACCUGCCUCUGAUGUUAAAGAGCGGCUUAAGAAAGUUGCCUCUAUGAAGAAGAAAAAAUCAAGCAAGGAGAUGGAUGCUGCUGCCCGUGCUGCCGCCAGUGAGGCUGCUGCAAGGAGUGCAAAGCUUGCCGCUGCGAAGAAAAAAGAGAAGGGUCACUACAAUCAGCAGCCAGUGCGGUAAACAGGCUGGCAAAGUAUCUGUAUCUCUUCUUGGCUGUUUAUUUUUUAUUUUGUCCUUUUCAUUUCCUGUCUUUCUUUAUCAUAUAUGAGCAUAGGCUCUUUGUUGUUUUGCAGAUGCAAAAUAAACAUUGGAGCGGUUUUAGAUAUAAGUUGACUUUGAGUAAGUUUUUGUCUAAUUUUACUUGGGGGGAAAUAGAAUUAUAUGUUCUUCAUCUUUCUUUAUCAUAUAUGAGCAUAGGCUCUUUGUUCUUUUGCAAAUGCAAAAUAAACAUUGGAGCGGAUUUAGAUAUAUAUGACUUUGAGUUAAGUUUUGUCUAAUUUUAUUUG